CCCGGCACCGCCGGAGACUGGCAGACGCACCAUACAACAUCAAACAUCAAACAUCAAUUUCUAUUUAGGCAAUCGACAUAUAGCUAGUAAUACGGAACGGAGCAUUCUAGGUCAGUUUUUAGCCUAAUUUCAUAUCGCUCUAUGAUCGUGGGUAAAUUUGGUUUACGGCUUAACUUUGGGUUAUCCUUAGUAUUGAUAUAUUUUUUAAGAAAGAAAGGUGUCUAAACGGCCAUGCCGUCUUGUCCUUUGUCAUCCCAGCCAAAUGCUUGUUCAAAAGGAUCGUUUGGCAAUCGUUUCAGCACUAAGAAACACUUAAACAGUACACUUCAAAGUGGCAAUGAUCUUGGCAUAAAGUUUGAUCUCCAGUUACUUCUUGAAAGACAGUCUUUAAAUGAAACAUGGAACAAACUAGUGAAAAAUGGGAUACUGACAUCAGAUCAGAUUAAUCUGUUGGUGGAAGCUACCAACAACAAAACAAUAAGAAGUCCAAGUGGAAAUUUCCCUUGUGCAUGCUGUGAUGGGGAAUGUGAGCUAAAAUGUCAAAGUGUGUCGCAAAGCUCAAUUGGAUCUUCAUAUAUUGAGAAACCAGUUAUAAAAUUUCUCAAUGCAUGGACAUGGAACAAGGAUGUUGGUUUGGGCGAUGUAAUAGAAUGUAGAAAGAAUCUUGAGACACAGUUAGAGGAUCUCUGCAUCAAAUCUUCCCAGAGCAGUUUGAAUCUUCAGAAUUUAACAAAACAGCUCACUCUUUUCCGUCGACACAUAGAAGAGGUGAGGAAAGUUCGCCAUGCGGAAGAUUCAAGAAUUAGAGGGAUUGGAAAUCUGAAUAAAGACGAACUGGAUAAAUCUAAUGUCCAGAGAAAAUGUGUGUAUGAAGAAAUAGGCAGCAUUUCAGCAGAGAAGACUAAAAAUCCUGCGUCGUCACCCCAAACAAUCGUCGCUACCUUAACUGAAGUAGGAUCUAAUGCUGCGCUAAAUUUUCUGUUUGCAUUUUUCCGUCGCGCUUGGCAAUCAGGCGAAGACGGUGAUGCCUGUUUUGAGUUGUUGAUUCAUGCACUAGAAUCACUUCGUAGUUUACCUCCCGCUUCUAUCUUUCACCUUCUACAUCAAAAGGAUAAUAGCACAUGUGACCUUUGGUUCAGGCUGCUCAACAAAUCUGUCUCAUUUCUGCGUUCCAUUAUUUUCGAAGAAAGUUCGUGUUCAAUUCCUCUACGGGAUCGACAAGUGGCGCUACAACUUCUGUUAGAAGUCAGCAUUCAGCGUGGAAGUCUCCUCUGUGUUUUACAUGCUGUACACCUCCUUCUAGAAUUAUGGGACGUGGAAGAAAGUGGCCAGGAUAACCGUUCAAAUAAUCGAGGUCUUGCGUUUGCCCCCCUAAUCCUGACGCUCCGCCGAUGGAGCGCUGUCCAGCAAGAGCAGACGGGUGGUUCCGAAAAAUACAGUGAUGAAGAAUACGCUACUAGUCCAUCGGCUUGCCUUUUAAGGCAAGCAAGCUUAACGCCGGAACCCGAAGAUGGUGACAAAGACGUCGACGUUGACCUCUAUCAAGCUGCUGUGCUCAUCUUGGCUCAUUUGGAUCGAUUAGCCGCGCCCUUUAUUCAGCCGCCACCAUCGGUUUAUUUGCCGUUUCACCGAUUUUAUUUUACGUUUCGUGACCUUUUGCGUUUUCGUAUUCAGGAUCGCACAGUCAUUGAAAAUACCUUAAUUCGACUGGAUUUGAAUGCGUCGACCAUGGCAGAUCGUUACACAGAGGUACACAAACUUUCAAUCACCAUCGAACAAAUGAUCUGCACUGCCCUCGGCCUAUUAAUUCUAUCCAGCGAUGGCAAGGUGUACGUUAUCGGCUACACCGAUCCGGAACCGACCAUCCGAAUUCUCAAGAGUUUUUCGACUUUUUUGGUUUCGGAAAUUAGUUUUAUGGCAGGUGCAUGUGUCUGUGUUAUCCUAACACAUGCCGGGCAGGUAUACGCAUGGCCUUGGAUGGCAGACAGCGACGAUAUUCCAAUGAUGAUAAUGCCCGAUCAAGAUAUUGUUCGAAUUAGCUGUGGACAUGAAUAUGGGGUUGCCUUGUCGGAGGACGGAGAUAUUUACAUUUGGGGAGUCCAGCCAGGUGGCCAGUUGCAGCAAGCCAUGUUAUUUGGAAAUAUAUGUUCACAAAGGAUUGUAGAUGUACACUGCUGCUCUGAUCAUGCCGUUGUUGUCACCGAGGCAGGAAGUGUUCACUGUUUUCAUCUCAGUGAAGCAUUUGGGAGCCAAAAUAGCCAUAUUAGUCGUGCUGCCGCUACGCAACAAAGCCCCGUCGAAGCUUUGUUGCAAUAUAACAUCCAAAGAGUCUGGCUGCUCCCAUUGGAUCAAUGCAACCCGUUUAACUGCAACUGUUGCAUAGUGGGAUUAACAGACAAAGGUGUGCUGUACGUCUGCCCAGCUCCUUUCAAUCAGCAACGCUGGAUGCAUCACAUGGGAGCCAUGUCAAUUAAAGGCCUUGAAGGACGAAGAAUUGCCCAGGUAGAGACGGCAUACAAGCUUCUACUCAUCCGUACGGAAAAUGGUCAGGUCUUUGGUUGGUUUCCCUCUGGAAAAUUCCCCAAUUCGCCGGCGUCACAUAUUGGUCAGUCGUGGAAUUCCGCCUUCCAGAAUCGUUGGCCAAUCCAUGUCACUCCAAUCGCUGAACUAAACUCGUCAUUUCAAGGGAUUUCCACCGAUGGCACCGAGAUUUUUGCCUGGGGUAGCUCUUGCCGAAAACCAGUUUCGAUGGAGUAUCUUCCCUAUAUUUUAGAACCUACUAACGAAACUUUUGAGAUGUUGGAGCAAUUAUUGGACCGUGUCUGUGUCAAUUUGGAUCCGCUGUCCGAUUGGCCACCACCUCAGGAUGUAGAGUGCAUAGCUGUGGCUUCACUGAACAUACUCAAGCUUCAAUUUCAAUGGCUUUUGAGUCAUGGAGAGCAAGCUGAUGGUGGACAUCACGCUUGCUCCUUGGCAGUACUGCAGCGCCUGAAAAAUCAUGUCAUUGCUCUGGCAGGUGGUAAUCCAAAUCUCGGAGCCUUACAGGUGACUGCUCAAGGCGUACUUCAACUAGCCUGGAGUCUUCUUCUACCUACUGCGUCUGAAAGAGCUCUAGCAUUGGCUACACUUCUACAACGAAAUGAGGAAUAUGACAGCUGUGGUGGACGCUUCAUGGCUGAUUUACUGGUGACUUCAAUGAUGGCGGAUGGCGGGCUGGAAGCAGCCUUUGAAGCAUCGCUGCAAGUUGAAGCCAAUGAUCUCGAGAUGAGCGGACGGGUUGGCAAUGAUACCGUAUGGAGAGUUCAAACUCAGGUGGGCAAUAACCCGUUAACUCAGCGAGCAAUGGACGAUGCUGCCAACAAAGCCAAACUCCGAACUCCUGAAGGUGCACCUAAUCAGUUGACAUCCACCAGUGUUCCGUUACCGCAGCUCGUCCGUCAGCUAUUGAAGAAUUUUAGCCAACAAUCGCUCAUCACGUUGCGGAACAUAGGAUGCUGCAUUGAAGAGCCAUCACCUGUUGCCAACGAUCCCAGCCUUCAGUUGUUGCUGCAAUUCCAAAGGUUGCUGAUGAUUCGGCUCUAUUCUGAGGAUUCCUUCAAUCUUGCAGCCAGUGGUUUAUUGUUUAAGUAUGUGACUUGGCUGUGUGAAUACGCGACGGAAAAUCUAGAAGCUUGCUCCGUGUUGCUGGGGCAACAGCCCAGUAUUGUGGGUAGCUUGAUGACUGUUCUCCGAAAUAGUGUCGUAGGUAUCCUGUUGGCAGAAUUUGUUAUCGGUCUUAUCCUUUUAGAACAACAGCGUCCCGAGCAUCAGUUGUAUUUGCCUCUGGAUAAACUCAGUUCUAUACUUGUUCUCCUAAAUAAAGUGGCCGGACAGCUACCCGAACAAUUUAUAGAAAAAGAAAUCAUGUCAUGGCCGGGUGUCUUUGCUUGGCCUACAACUGCCAAGGAGCCUUCUCAGUCGAGUGACACACCUAGAAAUCGUCCCUCAGUUCCAAAACAGCUUCAAACGCUGCCAGUGAUUCGCCGGGCAGAGUUCGAGAACCAUAACAAAGAUGGAGGGCUGUGGUUGAUCAUCGGUGGCAAAAUCUACGAUAUUCAAGAUUUCAAAACAAUAGCCCCUUGCGGUGGGGACCUUCUCAUUCGAUGGGCUGGUUGCGACGCAACUGAUGCGUUCAUGAGUGCGUGCCAUUCUACGUCGGCCCAGACCUUAUUGCAAAGCUUUUGCGUCGGAACGCUUGAAGAAGAAGAACCAGACGAAGACAAGGAGAAAGACAGCUGUAACGCUUCCGUCCCAUUAGCUAGCGCGGCCGCUAUUGAAAGUUUUAGAGACUUGGCCUUCCAUAUGAGUAUUUUGAUCGGUGCAAAUUGCCGUAAACUAAUCCGUUCGCUAUCUUUGCAAUCAUCAACGGAUAACUCCUCUGAAUGGUUAAACGCAACCUUUUUAAAAGGAGGCUUACAGGAAGAAUUGCCGGCUGAUCCUUUUAAUGAAGAGAAAGGUGACGUGCGGACUUGUGGAAGUAGUUGCCCUCCGUCAGUUGCUUCUACUCCUUGUGAUGCUCCAGCGAUUCCGCAAGAAACUUUGGAUCCUCCUAAAACAGAAUUUGAGCGCUUGCAAUUUUGGUUGUAUCAAUUGGCAGAAAAAUCUUGCGAGAUGGAAGAUGUGCCGUUGCGAUCAUUCCGCUCCACAGUGAUUCAAAAUCAGUUGCUCUUGGGUCCACCCAACUUGGAUCAGGAUCAUCCGCUUGAGGAAGUUGGCUGGCUGUUGCUCGCUGUAUUGCUCUAUCAUCAUGGUGUUGCCAGUUUGGUUUUCAACAAAGCACAGGCCGAGACUAAAGCGCUACCUAUUGAAAUUAUGGCGCUUUUUAAGGUCGUUCAGCGAUUGAAAUGGCAGCUUUUUCAGGAACGGCAAAAAAUAGACCAAUCACACAAGGAAGUUUGCAGUCCCGUAAUGGACAAAUGCAGAUUUCUACUUUAUGAAGUUAAACCAGUUGUGAAAUUGCAACAGCCAGGAUCCCCGGUAGGGAAUUCGUCACGAUUCCGGCAAUUGGUCAAAUCUUACUGGCACUCGAUUGUCGUUUCCGAAGCUUCGGCCACUUUGGCAGACACCAGUCGCGAAGUGUUUGUAACUGAAUCCAAAACAGGAGAAGAUUAUCGGCUAGAUCCUUCCUUAACAAACGACAUUGUGACGUUUAUUUGCAACAAUGAAAUUACCGAUGUAGAAACUGUACGCAGAGCAAUUAGUUGUCAGGUGAGACGAGCCAAUCUUCGUCUGAAUGGCUAUCGUACCCUUUUGCGCCUCUUGUACGCUAAUAGGCUGAACGACAGCAGCCUAGUUGGCAUUUUCGUCGGUUUUCUCGGCUGUAGUGAAGCUGGCCCGAUAUCACCCAUGGAACCAGCUCGUUUCGUUUCCAUUCAGGAUCAAAUGUCGCUAUCUGCGCUCCGCAAAAUGCUUCUCCGUUUUUGUGCAAAACAACUUCAAGCCGUCGUGGGGGAUUGUAGGAGCCAAUGCUUGGAUAUCGAGUAUCAUCCGAAGAGUAGAAUGGUCGCCUUCCUGCUAUCGGUAGUCAGCUCAGCCGCAUUAUCUGGCGAAGAAGCCGAUAUGCUUGUCAUUCUUGGAAUACCGGCUGUUGUCUUUGCUUUGCGCAAACACGUAGCCUUCCAGUCGCAGAUGCCAGACAUUUCCAACGUCCAAGUUAUUUUGGACGAAGGAGUCAGCCGUCGAAAAGGAGUGACAUCAACCGGUAAUGACUGUUUGGCAACACUUGCCUUAAGUGGCCCUGAAGCUGCUGCUAUGAUGAAACUUGGUGCUCGCGUCGUUAGAGGACCCGACUGGAAAUGGGGUGAUCAAGACGGCACUCCUCCUGGAGAGGGUCGGGUCAUUGGGGAUCUUGGCGAAGACGGAUGGGUCCGAGUUCAGUGGUAUAAUGGAGCCACCAACUCAUAUCGCAUGGGUAGGGAAGAUAAGUAUGAUUUGCGAUUGGCCUAUCCGACGACUCCUCAAUGUCCGGCCACAAAAACACUGGAUUCGGUGACCCCCCAACAUGAAACCAAUGAACACCUUCACCAAUGCUUUCCGCAAACAACAAGUCCUUUUGAUUCCAAGAAUCCACGGCACGCAUUGCUUACGCUUUGCGACACCUUUUUGCUGUCGCAUUUUCUUCAGAUAGCUACUCGUCCGUCUUCAAAUGAAAACGCAUUGGCCUUGACUGUAAGAACGUGGCGGGCGAGCGUUGAAAGCCGCUAUGUGCACAAACAGUUGCAAGACACCAAGUGGACGGAGCUUCCUUUUAUCCGCACCAUCGCAUCCGUUUCGCUAAGCAGUCAGUCGACGGUCCUACACAGAGAAUUUUGUUCGUCGUUGUGGCUGCAAUUGCUUGUCAAACUGAUCAAAGCUGGUGGUGAUCCAGCGCGCGAGGAGACUUCUUUUCCACUGACGGCCCAACUUCAAGCUAUCGACGUAUUACGUGUUUUACUACCAGACUGGUCCGGCACUGUUGAACAGCAGAAAGAAUUCUUGUGUCAGCUGGUGGACGUCUUAGCUGAGCAUGUUCUUCUUUCCAAACCCGAUGUCAUUCUCGAACUGGCACACGCGGAAAAUCGGCCGGCCCAAGCAGAUUCUGACGUCACCGUUCCAAAGGUUCCUUUGACGAGCUGUUACAACGCUACGGUUGCCGACGCUCUUGUUGGCUUACUGCGUCACCUGUACACUUUUCCAAAGUGGACUCCUCUGAUAACUCAUUUGCUGCUACGAGCUGGAUUCGGCAACUAUUACGCGGCUUCUUUAGCAUUCAUCGGUGGCGUGACCAACAAACCUAGGAUCGGAGGUGACAUUGUCAUUCCUGAUGGCCGACACGGUGUUGUCAUGUGCAUUCGUCCCAACGGACAGCUCCACGUGCAACUGCAGACGUCAGGGGACGUUGUGUUUGUUCCCUUGUCAUCUGUCCGAGCGACGCCCAGCUUGAUGGAGAUGCACGCGAUUCCUCUAACGCAAGAAAUAGUUGCUUUCUUCAUACAGUUGUUGACGGCGGCGACAGAGGAAAUGGGCAAAAUCGAUGGAUUUGACGAAGACUUGCUGCGCGAACAGCUCGUUAAAGCCCUACAACUGAAAGCCUCCCGAGCUGUUUUAUCACAUCCAAAGUGCUUGCAAUUGGCGUUGAUAAGCCCUCUAUCUGUCGAAUUGACGCACACGUCAACCGUUGUGCAGAACUCGUCUGUCUUUCCCGUGCCGACGCUCGUUACUGCCCGCCUUGCCUCUGCUAGUUUGUCGGGCCCUUAUUCUCUGGGAUCAUCUUUGCCAGCCGUGACAAAUUUCUCCGCGUUAGAAUCAACCGGACUUCAGAAAUCGCACUCUCUACCCGAGUUAGACCAGCAACCGCGUUCUUCUAAUAUUGGACAGUCGACAACGGAUCGGCUGCUGCUUCACCACUUAUUACAAAAGGCUCGGCUAUCCUGCCCAGUCAAAGCUACAUUAACUAGAAAGGAGCUUGAAACAGCCACAGAGGAUUUGCUGCAACAUUUAUCAUACCUUGCUCAGACUGGCCAAAUUCCGCAAGAUACUAUAACUGCCCAUCCCAUAGAAGAAUGCUCAACGUUUACGACUGUGGGAGUUCUAGGAGACGGGUCUCCUCUGCGAGAUCCACCUUCCGAGGAACAAAAAUUAACCGAAGAAGAGAAACCGAAUAAUGGAGGCCCCCCAUCUCCACUCAUGUUGCAACUCAUGGAAAUUGGGUUCUCGCGGACUGCUGUCGAAAUGGCAUUCAAAACAUUGGGAAGCGAAAGGGAAUCGAGUAUUGAAGCUGUCAUCAACUGGCUGUUGGAAAAUCCGGACAUGUCGGGUUCGGAGAUGAUAGAAUCAGACGGAAGAGAAGCCGCUGCAAUUGAGGUAGCAGCAACGAGCCAGCAACCGAUAUCGUCAUACUUGCGCCAGUCUGAUUUUGCCAGCAGCGACGAUUACGCUGCAUACGUUCGCGAUCAUAUAGCCAUUGGGAUGCAUGUCCGCUGUUGCCGUAGCUACGACGAUCUUGGCGAAGGCGAUGUCGGUCAUGUAGUCCAACUCGACCGUGAUGGCCUUCACGAUUUGAAUCUUCAGGUUGAAUGGCAGCAAAAGGGAGGCACUUACUGGGUGCGAUACAUACAUGUUGAAAUCAUUGGAUUUAUAAAUCCAACCACAACUAAAAAUGGACAAAAGCCCAUUAUUAGCGUUGGUGAUAGGGUUCGCGUUAAAGCGCAAGUUGGCACGCCAAAGUACAAGUGGGGUUCUGUGACGCAUCGCAGUGUUGGCGUCGUUAUAGGAAUUGAAAGCAAUGGGGAUAUCACGGUCAAUUUUCCCGAGCAAAACCGGUGGACGGGAUUGCUGGCGGAAAUGGAGCGCGUUGAGCCAUCGGAAUCAAACGUGGCCGCCAACCCUCCAUCUCCUCUACUGGGAUCUUUCGACAGCGCAACCGUAGCCGCUACGUUGCAAGAUCUUGGCGAGAUUUCUCUUGCGGUUGCUCAUCCUCUCGUCUUGUGCGACGGCUGCGACCUGAUGCCCAUCCGAGGGCCACGAUUCUCCUGCCGCGUUUGUGAGGAAUUCAAUCUUUGCCAACAAUGUUUCAAUUCUACUAGUACUGGACAUCGCCAUCCGUUUAACAGAAUUGGUCAUCCUGGAGGAGCAGCAAUUUAUGCCGGUCGACCUGGACGUAAAGUUCAGCCAGCACCAACCAUUAAAGAUUUCGUGUGCAAUACGCGAUCGAACGCAGGUCUGAUAACGGACUGGGAAUGUUGUGUCAAAUCGUUAUGGGUUUCCUCGCGUGAAAACUGGGCUCACAGGUUACUGGACCGCACUUCCAGCUAUUGGCAAAGCUGUGGAAUGCAGGGAAAGCAUUGGAUUCGAAUGGAAUUGCACCCGGAUAUCGUUGUUCAUUCGCUCAAAGUACUGGUUGAUCCAGCCGAUGGAAGUUACACACCGUCCCUUCUAAUUAUUUCAGCAGCCGAUUCAUUGAGUGGGAUGAAGGAGGUGGCUGCUGUAUCUGUUGGACUACAGGAUACUUGGGUCAGUCUAGUCUCGCCGCAGCAAAUGCAACAACCUUACCGCUUUAUCGAAGUGGCCAUCAAGCAGUGUCGCAACGGAGGUAUCGACUGCAAGGUCCACGGGAUACAACUGGUAGGAAGAAACGUUGGUAAUGCAUUACCGCUCGAUGACAGCGCAGCAUUAGCCAGGCUACUCCCGCCAGAUUUCGAAUUCGAACAUGCCGAUUCCGUAUUCAACAAGAGCCAGCAAUCAAUAAAUCAACCCCUCAGUUCACUGAAUAGCGCGAAGCGAGUCUACGUAUGGGGUCUGAACGACAAGGAACAGCUCGGAGGGCCGAAAGGUUCCAAAAUCAAAGUUCCUCAAGCAGUCGAUUGGAUGGUUUCUCUUCAACCGAUAAACUUGGCUGGCGGAUCGAAGUCACUGUUCCUCGUCACGCAAAGUGGGAAGGCAUAUGCCUGCGGAGAAGGUAGCAAUGGACGUCUAGGAUUGGGUCAUUCGAAAAACAUCAACACCCCGCAUCAAAUUUUUGCUCUUUCGCAAUACGUCGUUCGGAAGAUUGCCGUGCAUUCCGGCGGACGUCAUGCAUUGGCUCUCACAGCUGAUGGCAGAGUAUUUUCCUGGGGAGAAGGAGACGAUGGCAAACUCGGCCACGGAGAUGUCGCAUCCUUGGACACACCGCGUUGCGUUGAAGCAUUAAAUGGAUUUCGUAUACGUGACGUGGCGGCUGGAAGUAACCACAGCGCAGCCGUCACAUCAUCCGGUGAAUUGUACACUUGGGGUCUCGGAGAAUACGGUCGCCUGGGACAUGGAGAUAACCUCACGCAGCUGACUCCCAAACGCGUGGACGCAUUGGUUGGACAACGUGUCCUUCAGGUUUCGUGUGGCAGUAGAGACGCCCAAACUUUGGCGUUAGUCGAAGGUGGACUUGUUUAUUCAUGGGGAGAUGGUGACUUUGGCAAAUUGGGUCGAGGUGGAUCAGAAGGUUGCUCAUCGCCAUGUCUAGUGGACAAACUUUCUGGACUUGGAGUUUGUCACGUCGAAUGUGGGGCACAAUUUUCAGUGGCAUUAACCUGCAACGGACACGUUUACACCUGGGGCAAAGGGGACUAUUUUCGAUUAGGUCAUGGAUCGGAUCAACAUGUUCGUUGGCCUACCUUAGUCGAAGGUCUGAGAGGGAAAAAAGUCAUCGGAGUGUCUGUUGGAGCGUUACAUUGUCUGGCAGUCACAGAUGCCGGACAAGUGUUUGCAUGGGGAGAUAACGACCACGGUCAACAAGGGAACGGAAGUGUCACUGUAAACCGACGUCCCACUUUAGUUCAAGGAAUAGAUGGCAUUAAGAUCACUCGAGUGGCCUGUGGGUCAUCUCACAGCGUGGCUUGGACGGCACCCGAGCCCCCGAGUGUCGCCCCGCCAGAACCGGUUCCGUUUCCCACUACCAAAGACCCCUUGGGUUCCACGGCAGCUGGGUUGAACGAAGGUUCGGCUGAAAUGGGCCGUCACUCCGCACAGCCGACCAAAGAAAAUAGCGCAUCGCUAAGCCGCGCUUUGUUAUCACUUAGCAGUGUCGAAGCACAGCAACGCGCCUUGCAUUGCGUCUUAUAUUCAAUGCAAAUCCAACUGUGUCGCGAUGCUGUCGUAGCGAUUUUCAGCCAAAGAGCAACGAUGAAUGACGACUUGCUAUCGCAGACGGGGCCAGCACAGUCCACGUCGGAUGAAACUGAUGGAGAAGGAUCUGUGGAACAGUUUGAUGGGAUCAAGCUGAUCAAACACAAGGAAACUGCAGCCUUGUGGGAGCUCUUGAAAUUGUUCAGCUCCAACUGCAAACAUUCAUCGUCUGAAGCACGAACGACUCUGUCCAACGCCCUUCUUGCUGCUGCGGUCAAAGAAUCGUCCGUUCGUGAAUUGCUGAUCGAGUUCUGCGUAGCCGAACUGGAAGAGGUGAGCGGAGAAGGUACGGGCAUUCAUCAUUUCAAUGCCGCUGGCUUUGGAGUUGGUUUAGGUUUCCCUCAACCUAUUGUCCAGGAAUCAUCACAUCCCUACACUGACGACGUCACGUUGACAGGCCACGUGGUGUUGCCCGGUGCGGAAUCAUUGCGUGUUGAGUUUGAUCGACAGUGUUCGACAGAAAAGCGUCACGAUCCCCUCACUUUAUCCGACGGAGUGGGUAGAAUUUUGGCCAUUCGAUCAGGAAGGGACUGGGCCGAUUGGUCUCAGGAAGUUCGCGUACAAGGCAACGAAUUACGUUGGCGGUUUACAAGUGACGGCUCUGUCAAUGGCUGGGGUUGGAGAUUUAUCGUCUAUCCAGUAAUAUCACCAGGAGCCGCAGCAAGCGGCGAAGUCCAAAGCGAGCGGCUACUUUUAGCUCGGCCUUCAGUGUCGGUCGUUGCCUGUUUGCUGGAUCCUUUGAUCAAGUACCUCAGCUGCCAAUCGGAUUCCCGAAAAGGCCGAUUACCAACCAGAUUGGCCAUGGCUCUUGCUGGAUGUGCUCAACGAAGCGGCUCUUUAACUCCCAAAGAUCGAAUGUGGGCGCUACAACGCUUACGCAGAAUACUCUCCACACCAGGAACGUGUGAUGCACCCGCAUCUGCAAACUAUGAAGCAUCGGAGAAUGCUGCUGUUCGAUCGGCAGUGUCGUCGACAAUGAUGUCACCAAAAGACAUAAAUCAUGGGACACUUGGAAAACUGUUGAGGAACCUGCCUGAAAUGUUGUUGCAACAGUAUGAAUACGAAGAAGCUGCAGUUCGUGGAGGACAGCAAUUGUUGCACAGCCCGUUCUUUCAAGUGUUGAUCGCUCUGGCGUGCGAUCUUCGGUUCGAUCGUUUACCUAUUUGCACUAAUGACGGAUCACGCUGGUCUUGGUUUCGAAGAUAUUGCGCUGCUGCUAGAGCAGCCACUGGGCUGAUGCAAAGGACGCGGCUACCGGAAUCGUUUACAGCUGAUGUGAAGAGGAAAAUUUCGGAAAUCCAAAGUGAUGACACAAACAUAACGGCAGAUCACGAAAAUCCACUUUUAUUUAGCCACGAACACGAUCAGCAGCUACUGCAAUGGAUGAAUAGUCACCCGGAAGAUUGGACUCAAAGUUGGACAGCCGUUGGUGGUGGACAGAUUUACGGUUGGGGUCACAAUCAUCGCGGACAACUUGGUGGCGUGGAGGGGGCUAAAGUAAAAAUACCAACUGUUUGCGAAGCGUUGUCGGCCCUUCGCCCCAUCCAGUUAGCCGGUGGAGAGCAGACCUUAUUCGCCGUUACCUCCGACGGCAGAGUCUACGCUACCGGUUACGGAGCCGGUGGUCGCCUGGGCAUUGGAGGGGCAGAAAGUGUGACGAUGCCCUCACUUUUAGAAUCGUUGCAACACGUUUUCGUGAAGAAAGUGGCCGUCAAUUCGGGCGGCAAACAUUGCCUGGCCCUUUCGUCUGAAGGUGAAGUCUACAGCUGGGGGGAGGGAGAAGAUGGCAAGUUGGGCCAUGGCAACAAGCUCCCUUGUGACCGACCCCGGAUCAUCGAGUCCCUUCGCGGAAAAGAUGUGGUUGACGUCGCUUGCGGCGGUGCGCACAGUGCGGCCAUCACCGCUUCUGGCGAAUUGUACACGUGGGGCAAAGGGCGAUACGGUCGGCUCGGGCAUGGAGAUUCGGAUGACCAAUUGAAGCCGAAACUUGUCGAAGCUUUAGUAGGUUAUCGCGUGAAAGACGUGGCUUGCGGAUCUGGAGAUGCUCAAACGUGCGCAAUCACCGAAGAAGACGGUGGAACUGUAUGGUCGUGGGGAGAUGGCGACUAUGGAAAGCUGGGUCGAGGCGGAUCGGAUGGCUGCAAAAUUCCCACGAAGAUUGAAAGUCUAUCGGGUAAGUCGAUCGUAAAAGUGGAAUGUGGAAGCCAAUUUUCAGUAGCCCUCAGCAGCAACGGGUCAGUUUACACUUGGGGCAAAGGUGACUAUCAUCGUCUCGGACAUGGUGCCGACGAGCACGUGCGACGACCCAAAAAAGUGAUGACACUUCAAGGAAAGAAAGUGAUAUCCAUCUCAACUGGGGCGUUACACUGCGUCGUUUGCACUGACCAAGGCGAGGUCUAUACAUGGGGAGAUAACGAUGAAGGUCAACUAGGGGACGGAACCACUACCGGUAUUCAAAAACCUCGUCUUGUAACAGCAUUGCAGAACAAGAAAAUCAACCGGGUAAGUUGCGGUUCUGCGCAUACGGUGGCCUGGAGUACUUGCAAAGGGUGCACUACGCCUGUGGCCGGAAGUAGCCGACUUCCAACCACAAUACCUUUACAAUAUGAUUUACUGAAGGAUAUCCCUAUACCUGUUCUUCGUAACCGACUGCUGUUGCUACAUCACUUUGCCGAAGUUGUGUGCCCAAUAUUGCCGAUGUUACCCCUUGUUUCCGUACAUUCCAGAGAAAUGGAUGGCAGUGUGAUGGAAGAAACUGAAGGCGUCCUUUGUGGAAAUCACGACCGACUUAGGGGUAUUCUUAUGGCGUCCGCGAAAGAAGCAGCUUUUCGCAAGGUUGUGCAGGCAACAAUGAUCCGAGAUCGCCAACACGGUCCAGUGGUAGAACUUAAUCGGAUAGCGCUUAGACGUUGCCGAGCUACCGGGACAUCAGGAAACGCUGGCCCAAAUUCCACCGUCUUCGCUCAGAUGGCUAACAAACUGUCCUUAUUGACUUACGACGUUCUUAUGUUGCCUCAUAGAACGUGGAAAGUGAAAUUUGUCGGAGAAAGCGUUGAUGAUUGCGGAGGCGGCUACAGUGAAAGCAUAGCCGAGAUGUGUGAAGAAUUACAAAACGGCAGUCUGCCGCUGCUGAUCCUCACGCCCAACGGUCGAGAAGAAGCCGGAACCAACAGGGAUUGCUUCAUCUUAAACCCAAGCGCCAAUUCAGGGCAAAACCUGAAAAUGUUCCAGUUCUUGGGAGUGCUGAUGGGAAUCGCUAUACGCACUGGCUCGCCAUUGAGUCUCAAUUUAGCCGAACCCACAUGGAAAGCUCUGGUUGGUUUGCCUCUCAGUUUGAUUGACUUGAACGAAAUCGACCGGCAUUAUUGGCCAGCGCUGUGCCACAUCCGCGACUGUAAAGACGCAGAAGGUGACCUCACGCUUAGCCAAUUGGAUUUACCGUUUUCGACGAGCUCCGCCGCUGGCCACGACGUAGCGCUUUUACCUCACUCGCAUCGACGCAUCACGCGCGACAAUCGCGAUCUCUAUCUGAAAUUGGCUUUGCAUUUUCGCUUGCACGAGUUCGACGGCCAAGUGCGCGCCGUCCGCCAAGGACUCGGUCAGGUCGUACCUUUACCUUUGCUCUCCCUUUUCACGGGCGCCGAAUUGGAAGCGAUGGUGUGCGGAUCGCCAGAGAUUCCGCUGGCGCUACUCAAGUCGGUGACCACGUACAAAGGAAUCGAACCUCAUUGCGCCCUCGUCCGAUGGUUCUGGGAAGUCAUGGAAGAGUACAGUCACGUCGAGCGAUCGCUCUUUCUCCGCUUCGUCUGGGGCAGAACGCGUCUACCGCGUACGUUAGCCGAUUUCAGAGGCCGCGACUUUGUCCUUCAGGUUCUUGAUAAGUAUAAUCCGGCGGAUUACUUUCUGCCUGAGAGCUACACGUGCUUCUUUCUGCUGAAGAUGCCGCGUUACUCUUGUAAAGUAGUCUUACGGGAGAAGUUGAGCUACGCCAUCCAUUUUUGUAAAUCAAUAGACAAUGACGAGUAUGCCCGUGUGGCUGCUCCCGAGGUUCUCCACAACCCACCUGCUCACGAAGAAGACGCGGAAAAUGAAGCAGAAAACUAAGUCUUUUUAUUAUUCGUUGUUAUUUGAAUUUUAAAAAAUUUUAAUUUUUUUUUUUCUUACUGUCGCUUGUGUUUAAUGUCACACGUACGAAAUACAAAAGAAAAAGCUACAA
Daphnia magna is the source of this 14890-nucleotide messenger RNA. RefSeq names its product E3 ubiquitin-protein ligase HERC2 (gene HERC2). Gene Ontology annotation, molecular function: zinc ion binding; ubiquitin-protein transferase activity. Gene Ontology annotation, biological process: protein ubiquitination. NCBI's taxonomy places the organism in Eukaryota, Metazoa, Arthropoda, Branchiopoda, Diplostraca, Daphniidae. The record is from RefSeq and is a predicted model, not a curated record.